Messenger RNA from Danaus chrysippus (African queen), 771 nucleotides. The record is from the annotation of a GenBank genome assembly. Lineage: Eukaryota; Metazoa; Arthropoda; Insecta; Lepidoptera; Nymphalidae.
AUGCCGCGGCCCACUCGCGAAUCUUACGGAGAUCAGAAACCGCCGUUUUCGUACAUCGCGCUCACAGCCAUGGCCAUCUGGAGCUCGCCGGAGAGGAUGCUGCCGUUAUCAGAGAUAUACCGGUUCAUUACUGACAGGUUCCCAUACUACAGACGUAAUACACAGAGGUGGCAGAAUUCAUUGCGACACAAUCUGUCAUUCAACGAUUGCUUUGUAAAAGUUCCUCGGCGUCCAGAUCGUCCUGGUAAGGGUGCAUACUGGACUCUCCAUCCACAAGCCUUCGACAUGUUUGAGAAUGGUUCACUAUUGAGGCGUAGAAAACGAUUCAAGCUUCACAAAGGUGAAAAAGACAGUUUGAAUGCGGAAUUGGCAGCCCUGGCAAGUUUUAACCGAGCAUUUCUAGCCCGUCAGGCUGGGACCGCUUCUGGGAAUAUGUCAUCCGGACUAUAUGGACCCAACGUGACUUUAUGUCCGAGGCUUAGUCCGGAAACUCCAGAAGCGCCGGACACAGCAGCGUUAUUACCCACCCUGCCUCGACCACGGCGGGCGUUUACUAUAGACGCUUUACUCGAGCCAGAGCCGAGACGAUCCUCUCCAUCGCCCCCAAUAGUUCAGCCCCAUUGUCCAAUGCCACUACCUCCAGCUCCAUACCUGCUAGCCGCUCAACGCUACCACGCGGAACUACUGGCCAAUUUACAACAGUCCUGCCUACCACCUCUAUGGACUUGGAGAGACACCAGUCAAUUUUCACACUACACUCUUAACUCAUGA